AUGGCCGGAGGCCAACCAACCUUUGCUGAUUCUGAUCCUGGCGAUGAAUUUUCCAACAAUCUCUUUUCAGAUCUCGCCCCAAUACUUGCUCUGUUCGGAGAGCAAGUAGCCAUGCAGUUCAUGUCUGAGUCUAUGGGCUGGUCAGACAGCAUCAUCUUUUCAAUGGCACCCAUCGGUGUCCUUACGGCAGUCGUCGGAGCAAUAAGAGUAGGAGGAGCGAGGUGGUUAAGAGCUCUCAUAGGGAGGGCAAAGGAGAACAUUGCCGUCGCCGAGUCAGAGCUGAUGUCGUCUACCUCUGAUGAGGUGUGUGAAGUUUUCAAUGGCAGGCAUGUCGUGAGGUUGAUUGGGAAACCAUCAAUCAAGGAGCUUAUUUUUAUGAAAUGCAGUGAAGAGGCCGCGGAAGGGAAGGAGAUUGCUCAAGUUGAUAGAUUCGUGACGCUGUCAGAGGCUCUGAACAAAAAGUUUCUAACAAGAAAAAAUUUCCCAGGAUAUCCUACCUUACAACGGGUGAAGGAAAAGCUGAUCAAAUCGGAACGAGGUGCAAGUCUUUUGAGAAAAAUCUUACCGCGCUAUGAAAAUCAAGGGCCUGAUCCUAAAGAUCUGGAGAGUGGAGGUCAAGCUUCAUCGCGCGGGGCGAUGUUUGAAAAGUUUCUCAACCUGCUACUGGACGGAUAUGGUACAGCGUGCAAUGCGAUCGAGGCAUCCUCCGCGACUUUAUGGCCUGAGGAUACGAAAAUAAAAAGGAAAGAGAUGGAAGCUAAGCGAUUAGAAGCGAUAAGCGAUUAG
Messenger RNA from Morchella importuna, 786 nucleotides. RefSeq lists its product as uncharacterized. Lineage: Eukaryota; Fungi; Ascomycota; Pezizomycetes; Pezizales; Morchellaceae. The transcript is spliced from 2 exons. The record is from RefSeq and is a predicted model, not a curated record. The coding region runs from base 1 to 786 and encodes 261 amino acids.